AUGGGAGGACAACCAAGAUACCCUUACCCAACAACUGUUUGGACACCAGCUGGAGGUUGGUGGUGCGAGUACCCAAAGAACUGCAAGAAGAAUGGAGUUAAGACUAGCAUUGCCUUGUUCGGUAUUUUGUCAUUGGCCUUCAUCACAUCAAAGAUGAUCGAGAGGAGGUACAGUCACACUCCACCACCUGCCAUCACUGGCAGUCAUGGUCAUCAUUAA
Molecule: messenger RNA, 219 nt
Organism: Acytostelium subglobosum LB1
Lineage: Eukaryota; Evosea; Eumycetozoa; Acytosteliales; Acytosteliaceae
Exons: 3
Coding region: 1-219 (72 amino acids)
Source: RefSeq, a predicted model, not a curated record